UGUCCUGUCGUCAGCGCAAACAUGGCGAGAGCUGGACCUUUCAGGAGUUAGAGAAGUGAAAUAAAGCGAUUUCUUCAAGUUUUACUGAUUUGCAGAGCAUUGCAGACGUGCAUCAGGAGACCGGAACGUGAGAUAAAGUGUUUCAGUCCUGUUUUACAGAGCUGAAUCUCGUUUUAAAGGAAUUUUAGGAUUUGUGCGGUAUUUUAAGUGCUGAUCAGGACUGGAGGCAUGACGGCAAGCACAGGUGGCGGCGGAAGCUGUUUAUCCAUGAGUCUGUCUGCCCUAAAGAGACUCGACCCCUACAUUAACAGCAUCACAGACCUGGCCAGCCAAGUAGCACUUUACACCUUCAACAACACCACUAAUGAAUGGGAAAAGACAGAUGUGGAGGGAACUCUGUUUGUCUAUAACAGACUUGCCUCCCCCAGGCACGGCUUCACCAUCCUGAAUCGGUUGAGCAUGGACAACCUGACCGAACCCAUCACUAAAGACUUAGAUUUCCAGCUGCAGCAUCCAUUUCUCCUGUACAGGAACGCUCGCUUGUCCAUCUAUGGCAUCUGGUUCUACGAUAAAGAAGACUGUCAGCGUAUAGCGGAACUCAUGAAGAAUUUGGCAGGGCAGGAACAGCAGUUACAGCCGCAAAUGGCAAUUGGCUCUGUCUCUCCGCGAUCAGCAGAGCAGGGUGUGGAUAUAAUGCAGAUGCUCACUAAAGCACGAGAUGACUAUGAUAAGGGAAAGCUCAGCGAGCCAAAAGAAAUUGGCAGUGGUGGUGUCAUCUAUGGAAACCCCCAUUUGAUCAAACCCAUCCCCCUCAAACCAGCACAGGACACACACAUUCAGGGUCAAAUGCAGCAGGAUACAGAGAUGGACUCAAAGCACCUCUCGGUUAUCACUUUGUUCGGUGCUCAGUCAAAACCAGACUCUGUCUCGCCACAGCCCACCUCAGCUGUCAGCAGGGUGGGUCCAAUGCGGCCUGCGGUGGCCCGCUCGCUGUCUUAUGAUGAGCCUUCUCUGGCAAGUGGCGCCGUGGUGUCCAACACCCCCACACAGCACUGUCCAGCCAUCCACAAGCUCAUGUCUGGUUCGCUGCUGCAGCCUCUGUCUGAAUCCCCAGAGAGUCGUCUGUGUGAAAACGGGGCAGUCCAGAACCAGCCUGACCCGAUACAAAAACUGCUAAUGAACCCUCUUCCUGUGGCGGUGACUCAAGGGAUGCCUUCCUUACAGUUAAAUCAUGGAGAAAGUGGGGUAGGGCCCCAAAUCCACCCUAUAGCUAAACCCUCAGGGCCGGCCCUGGCUCAGCACUUGCUCUAUGUCCCAAAUAAAGCACCCCCUGCUGGAGUGGCAGGGAACAUGGUGUCGCCACAUGAGCUUCUGCAAAGGCUCACAUUGGUGCAGCAGGAGCAGGAGCUCCUACAGCCGAGUCUGACCACCAGCAGCUCCAGUCUCAGCAAAACUAACUCCACACAGGUGAGCUCACCGCAGCGUAUCCCAGCGACUGUAGCCCCCACCCUCCUUCUGUCACCCAGCAUGUUCACCCAAACUAAAGCCACGAGAGCAGAACCAGAACCAGUUGAACCCAGAGCACUUAGCAAGACUCAGCUACAGGCCACGCUGCUCCACCUCAUCAAGAAUGAUGCCUCAUUCCUGGACACCAUCUAUGAAGCAUAUGUCUCCCGCCUCGGAACAGACUCCAGCUCAAAACCAUUCUGAAGCAGGAAAACCAUCUGGACACGUGUAUACGUACACGCUGCUUUCAUGCUCUGAUCUCAUAUCUGCGUCCCAUCUCAGGACUACCCUGCUAUUCUGAAUGUUGCAUCCAAUAAGUUGAGCCCCUCAGCACCAGAUUCACAACAGGAACACCAGUUUGAUUGCGAAUAGUAUGAUCUUCAUACUCUAAACUGAAUGAUCUGAAUGUCAUAUCACUUUUGAAUUUUAGAUGUUGUUCACAAAGGGCAAUCUUAAGUAUUUUAAUAUUUUCUGGAAGGAAAAUUUUAUUAUGGGUUUUUGUGUUUAGCUUUCAUACAACAGGGCAAGAAAUGUGUUGUAUGUUAAAAUCUGAGCGAAAGGACAUUCUUCUUUUUAUGAAGGGAUUUUUAUCUUUGCAUAUCUAAAUAGACCCACAGAAAAAAGAAAUAGCAUGAUGAAUGACAAGAUAAAGCAAACAUGUCUUGUCUUGAUUUCUAGCAUCUUCACAUCUCAGAAACUGCCGGAAAUCUCUUUACAAGCCAUGAGAAAAUGUUUAUUACUUUUAGUAACACUUUAAAAUGAAAAUUAAUUUUGUUUAAAUAUACAAACAAAACUGUAUAUAGAUAUAUUCUAUUUUUCUAUGGUUCUGUUCUUAUAUGAACAUGCUGGAAUAUUUUUCUGUUCCCCUUUUGAAAAAAAAAAAAAAAAAAAAAAAAAAAAAGACAAGGCCAUGUCAUCAGUGUUUCCCAAUCAGCGGGUCAAACUGAAAACAAUGUUCUUCCAUUUGUUUUUCCUAUUAAAAUAAUAUCCCAACACCC
Cyprinus carpio (common carp) is the source of this 2504-nucleotide messenger RNA. RefSeq names its product mRNA-decapping enzyme 1B-like. Gene Ontology annotation, molecular function: enzyme activator activity; mRNA binding. The record is from RefSeq and is a predicted model, not a curated record. Gene Ontology annotation, cellular component: P-body. Gene Ontology annotation, biological process: deadenylation-independent decapping of nuclear-transcribed mRNA; positive regulation of catalytic activity; deadenylation-dependent decapping of nuclear-transcribed mRNA. NCBI's taxonomy places the organism in Eukaryota, Metazoa, Chordata, Actinopteri, Cypriniformes, Cyprinidae.